Schizophyllum commune H4-8 is the source of this 1524-nucleotide messenger RNA. RefSeq lists its product as uncharacterized. The record is from RefSeq and is a predicted model, not a curated record. The transcript is spliced from 4 exons. NCBI's taxonomy places the organism in Eukaryota, Fungi, Basidiomycota, Agaricomycetes, Agaricales, Schizophyllaceae. The coding region runs from base 26 to 1408 and encodes 460 amino acids.
CAUACGCACUUCUUCCCCAGCCGCGAUGACGACCAAAUCCAAGUCCAAGCAGGAGGAGGCCCUCGCAUUCCUCGACGACCUUGACAACAUUGCGCCUCCUCCCCCCGAGGCGUCCACCGGCUCUGGUGCCCCUCCCGCUGCGGCUGCCCCCAAGCCUGGCGAGGGCGAGGCGGAGUUUCUAGCGUUCAUCGACGAGAUCACGCAGAAGAGCGCGGAGCCGGUGCCGCAGGUGAAGACGCGCAGUCCGGCCGCGACGCUCUCGAGGAGUGGAACGCCUACAGUGCGCAAGAGCACCGAGCGCUUCAAGCUUAGCUCGCAGGGGCGUGCAACGCCCCCCGCGCCCACAGCGGCAGCUUCGGAGAAGUCGUCUGGAUCGUCUGAGCCUCAGGAGGCCCCUCAAGCUGAAGGGGGAAGCGGUGGUGGGUGGGGCUGGGGCUCGUGGAAUACUGGCUCUGUAUGGAAUGCGGUUCAGCAAGCGCGCCAUGUCGUGGAGGAGCAGGCCAAGAACCUCCCUCAGAACGAGCAGGCGCGCAAGUGGGGUGAGGGAGUCAUAGCAUAUGCGAACAAGGCGAACCUCCCCGUUGAUAUCAACAAACUUGGUGCCGACUUCAAGCGUGUCGGAUUAUCUACUCUCACCGACAUUCUCAACGUCGUCGCCCCUCCCAUCUCUGAGCACGAAGUGAUUCGCGUCUGGCUCAGUCACGAUCUGCGAGGUUAUGACGGCAUUCAGAGUUUGGUCUACCGCGCGCUCAUCAGGAUACUCGAGCAAGUCGAGGGCGGUGAUCUCAUCGUCAACAGUGGCAAGGAGAUUCGCCCGAAGGAACCCUCAUCAGACGAAGAGGGCGUCCGCGAUCUCGCUGUGGUUGACGGCUACGAGACCGCACUGAAGCUUUCUCAAGCAAACCUUGAAGAACUCAUCAAACUCUCUGCCUCGCAUGAGAAGAAGACCACGCAAUCCAACAUCACUGUCCCGCUCACCUACUCCGACGUCUACCUCCGUAUCCAGGCCUACACUGCUACGCGCCAUCUCCCUACGCAAAUAAUCGAGCCCGACUCUCAGGCAACUACCCCCUCCGCUCCGCCCGUCCACCAGGACAUCCACUUCCUGCUCUACCUUUCGGACCCCAGUCACUCGCUCACGCACACCACCGUCACGCAGGCUGUGCCCGCGGACUGGAUCGACCUUUGGAACGGUGACGCUGAGAAGUAUGAGUGGGUGGAGGACCUGAUGGCCGAGGCGCUGCGUAUCGGUGUCGAGGUGCUCGGGCAGGGCUAUGUGGUGGAGCGCAUGGGCUGGACGGAACAGAAGGACCUCAAGGUGCCAGAGGAGGCGGGUCAUGGACAGCAACGGGUGUCGAGCGAGACGUCUGAGGAUGCGGUUAAGGUGGAUAAGGAGGACGCUGCAUGAGCUUUGAGGAUACCCGGACGACCUGUGGAAUUUCUGUACAACAACGCGCUAUAAUCAUCAUGACUUUGAACGUCUUUCAUAGCUGUGCCAUCGUUUGCUUGUUUCAAAACCCCAGC